This is a messenger RNA of Doryrhamphus excisus (bluestripe pipefish), 11564 nucleotides long. It is a transcript of the gene itpr2, whose product is annotated as inositol 1,4,5-trisphosphate receptor, type 2. Gene Ontology annotation, cellular component: membrane; endoplasmic reticulum. Gene Ontology annotation, molecular function: inositol 1,4,5 trisphosphate binding; inositol 1,4,5-trisphosphate-gated calcium channel activity. Gene Ontology annotation, biological process: calcium ion transmembrane transport. The record is from RefSeq and is a predicted model, not a curated record. Lineage: Eukaryota; Metazoa; Chordata; Actinopteri; Syngnathiformes; Syngnathidae.
GAGAAAGAAGAUAAUAAGUACUUACUUAUAUGUGUGGAAAGUAACGGCCGAGACCUGCUUGACGUCGGCGGAGGAGGGGAGACCUGCUGCUCGGCUAAGUGCCAAAGGACAACCCGAAAUGGCUCAAAUAGAGAGUUAAAGACACAAAGUAUCCUCCCAAUAACUGUUUGUGGUCGCUCGGUAGACGACGCUAAAGAAGAAGUACAUUAAGCAGAUACAUAAUGGCUAUAUGAGGACGUUUUAGCAAGUUAGCCAAGCCGGGAGGAAAGGUGCGACUGUGCACUGCCUGUAUGGAAACAUCAGUGCCUCUCUCUCUCUCUUUAUUACCCCCCUCUCUCGCUCUCUCUCUCCCUCUCUCGCUCUCUUUUUCAGGUUGCUUAGCUAGCUCAAAGUUAGCACAUCAUUUACUAAACCUUUUUUAAUCACGAGUGUAUAUGUAAUUAUACAGGCAUUGCCAAACAAACUCAAGUUAAUAGGACCCCUUAAUAGGAGCAGUGACAAGGAACUAUCAAUAGCGACAAAGUACACUCGAUUGUGUGUUGGUAAAAUCCUUUUACGUUCUGUUUUUAUUUAAUCUUCAUACACGAUGCUGGUUUUUAUAUUUUUAUAUAACAUAUUAUAACACAUAAUAACAUAUCAGAUGAUUAAUGAAAAACAUUAUUACUGUAUUUGAGUUCAAGGUCUGCUCAUGAACACUAGAGGGCAAUGUGGGUCAAAUAGUAAGACCUUUCAAUGCCGGGGGAUUUAAAGGUUGACCUUCAGCGCCCCCUGGUGUAUAUAAAUGACUAAAAGCUUGUAAAAGCCACACAAUACAAGUUAUUUAGGCCUUGUUUUUGUGUAUCUACUCCCCUUUGAAAAGUAUUUCGGAAGGGGAAAGUAUAUAAACAAAUCAAAAGCUUACAAAUAAACUUAACAAAAUAAAACAAAAACGUAUAAAAAAUAACACUCAAAUUUAAGUUUCACUGAACCUUGACAGCCACAUGAAAUCAAUAACAUCAUCACCUAAAAACAUUCCCUACAUCAAAAGAAUAGUGUUUAAACUCAAUUUAGAGAGACUAAUAGACGACUAUAACAGACUUUGCUUACUAAACAAGCUGUAAAACUGCUGCACUACAUCCAAAAUGCUGCUGCUCGAGUCCUGACUAGAACUACAAAGUUGGCAAUACGAGGCGUAUGCAAAAGAAAUGCAUUGUAAUCUGUCAAUGGCAUUUCACACUGGACUUUUUUGUGAAUAUAUGAAUAUAUAAUAAGAUAUAUUGGUCUCUCUGUUUACAAUAAUUUCCCAAUGGGUCAUUUGUAAUUCAUUAGAUAGGUACUCUGUGGCCAAAUUAAUUGAAUACAACAAUAGGAAACAAAUAAUGGUUUAUUUCUGUUACCUGCAUAUUCAAUAACAUGAUUUUCAUGUCCUACUGCUAGUAUCCGACGGUGCAUUCAACAAUUUGCAUAAGUUCCUGUUCUGCCAUUCUCUGUGGGUAUACUGGCAGAUUUAUGCUUUUAGUAGGGAUGAGUGGAUCAUCCCCAUAUUGACCGUGGCGAUAAAAAGGCAUAAUCAAUAUCUGAUUGAUAUGAGUAUUUUGUUUUCACACCCAUCCUUGUUCACAUUGUUGUUACUGCUAUAUGAUACUAUGUAUCGUUAUUGUUUACAAAUUGAGGAAAUGAGUUCUUGAACGCAAUCAUAGUCAGUUGUAGUCUUUCCUUGUGUUUUGUUUUUACUUUUUAGGAAUAGCAAGCAGUUAUUUUAUUAUACUUGAAGUAAACAAACGUAUUUAAGUCAAAUAUUAUUAGGUUCUCAGUGUUUCAUUGCAGGGGCCUGGCAAAAAUUUUAUCCCAUGGGAAGCAUGACAUAUUUUUUUUUUUUUAUUAAUCCACACAAACCACUAUAUGAGUUCCUGGCACCAGCAUUCUGCAUACAACUGGUGAUUAAAAUGGAUGAAUAUAAUAAGUUGAGUUAACAUCCCCAAUAACUGAAAACAGUUAGAUUUAUUUAAAUGUCGCUCCAUGGGGGCCCACCCCACUAUUUGAGAAGCACUGACUUAAGUAAAUAACAAAUUAAACAGGGCGAACUAAAAGUUCUAAAAGUAUAAAAACAGAAAAGUAGACAUACUUUGCUGUAUCUAUGCUUUUGCCAUAUUGUUACAUGAUGUGUUUCAUGCUCCUUAGCGUCAUUUGUCACUGUUUACUUCUACCAUGCUAAAAAUGUUAGGACACAGAAUCCUACUUAUGCUGAUUAAAAAAAAUAUUUCUACAAAUACCUGAGACAUCUAUGAGUAAAAGAAUACAAAACAUUUCAAUUUGAUUCUGGAAUGAGCCUUUUUGAUUUAUUGGAAUAAUUUACGAAAGUGCGUUAGUGAGGGCCUAUUGUCAAGGGCUGACCGGAAUUAGCUCACAGCCUUGACAGCAGCAGUCCCCGCCCCCUUGAGGUGGAUGUGAAAAGCAGCGAUCUGCCACUUUGACAUACAGGAAGAAGUUCAAGAAGCUUGGCAAACUCCGCCAUUUCUUUCAAGUUAACACAAGUUUUUUUUUCUAAGUCUACUUUUACUGUCUUUUAAUGGUCUUGCUAAGGAAGUGGAACAGGAAGAAAGCUUGCUGAACUGGGGGAGACUAUAACUCGUGGAUUAUUCCAAGCAGAGACUUCACUGUGUGGGUGCAAAUGGGGGACGACGGACAAGUUUGAAGUAGAUCAUCACUUUGCAAAAAAAAAAAUGUCAGAACACAGAUCGAGUUUCCUUCACAUUGGAGACAUCGUGUCUCUGUACGCGGAAGGAUCGGUGAAUGGCUUCAUCAGUACUUUGGGACUUGUUGAUGACAGGUGUGUCGUCCAGCCUGAUGCCGGAGACUUGGCAAAUCCUCCAAAAAAGUUCAGAGAUUGCCUCUUCAAGGUGUGUCCCAUGAACAGGUACUCUGCCCAGAAGCAGUUCUGGAAAGCGAAACAAGGGAAACAAGGGAACAACAACACACAGGCAGACUUGUUCAAGAAAUUACAGCAUGCAGCAGAGCUUGAGCAGAAGCAGAAUGAGUCUGAAAAUAAGAAGCUCCUCGGAGAAGUUGUUAAAUACAGCAAUGUCGUUCAGCUCCUGCACAUCAAGAGUAACAAAUACCUGACCGUGAACAAACGUCUCCCCGCCUUGCUGGAAAAAAAUGCCAUGCGUGUAUCCCUGGACCCAGCUGGGAAUGAGGGCUCGUGGUUCUACAUUCAGCCCUUCUGGAAGCUUCGCAGCGAAGGAGACAAUGUGGUGGUUGGUGACAAGGUGGUGCUGAUGCCAGUGAAUGCCGGGCAACCUCUUCACGCCAGUAAUAUCCAGCUGCUAGACAACCCUGGCUGCAAAGAGGUUAAUGCGGUCAGCUGCAACACCAGCUGGAAGGUGACCUUGUUCAUGAAGUUUAGCGACUACAAGGAAGACAUUCUGAAGGGGGGAGAUGUGGUCAGACUCUUCCACGCGGAGCAGGAGAAAUUUCUGACCAGUGACGAGUACAAGAAUAAGCAGCAUGUCUUCCUCCGCACUACUCUGCGACAGUCUGCCACCUCCGCCACCAGUUCCAAGGCUCUCUGGGAAGUUGAGGUUGUGCACUAUGACCCCUGCAGAGGUGGGGCGGGUCAGUGGAACAGUCUAUUUCGCUUCAAGCACCUCGCCACAGGAAAGUACCUUGCAGCUGAGGAAAAACAAGAAUGUAAAGACAAAACACUGGAGGUUAAAGGAGAGAACGAAAGCGAUUCCGGCUUUUCCAAGAGAAAGCAUCAAGCGACAGAUAAGAUUGCUUUUAUUUUGGUUUCCGUCCGUCAUGGCAACGACAUCGCCUCCCUCUUUGAACUGGAUGCUACCACGCUGCAGCGGGCUGACUGUCUGGUACCCAGAAACUCAUAUGUAAGGCUCAGACAUCUGUGUACCAACACCUGGGUGACCAGCACCAACGUGCCCAUUGAUGCAGAGGAGGAACGUCCAGUCAUGCUCAAGAUUGGCACCUGUUCCACUAAAGAGGAUAAAGAAGCUUUUGCUAUUGUAUCCGUUCCCCUAUCGGAAGUCAGAGACUUGGACUAUGCAAACGAUGCCAGCAAAGUUCUCGAGGCCACUGUGAGGAAGCUUCAGCAUGGGAACAUAUCUCAGAAUGAGAGGAGGUUUGUGACUAAGCUGCUGGAGGACCUGGUUUUCUUUGUGUGUGUCGUUCCAAACAACGGCCAGGAUGUUCUCUCUGUGGCUACCUCUACACCCAACCGAGAGAGACAGAAACUGAUGAGAGAACAGAACAUCCUUGCUCAGAUUUUUGGCAUCCUGAAAGCUCCAUUCACAGACCAGGGUGAUGGACCCAUGUUGAAAUUGGAAGACUUGGGCGACCAGCGCUAUUCCCACUUCAAGUACAUGCUAAGACUCUGCUAUAGAGUGCUGCGACACUCACAGCAGGACUAUCGCAAAAACCAGGAGUAUAUAGCGAAGAAGUUCUCAAUCAUGCAGUCUCAAAUUGGUUAUGAGAUUCUGGCCGAGGAUACCAUCACUGCUCUGCUGCACAACAACCGCAAGCUUCUGGAAAAGCACAUCACAGCCAAAGAGAUUGAGACAUUUGUCAGCCUUCUCAGACGCAACAGAGAGCCCAGAUUCCUGGAUUAUCUAUCAGAUCUCUGCGUGUCCAAUAAGACCGCCAUCCCUGUCACACAGGAGCUCAUUUGCAAAUUUGUGCUCAACCCUGCCAAUGCAGACAUCCUCAUCCAGACCAAACUAAUCCCUAAUACUGAUACCCCCCUGGAGUCAUCUUUGAUGCAGGAGGACGGGGAGGAAGAGGAGGUUUGGCUUUACUGGAUCGACAGCCAUAAGGAGCCUCAUGGCAAAUCAAUUCGCCACCUAGCUCAGGAUGCUAAAGGCAACCAUAAGAUGGAUGUAGAUAUCAUUACUUACUACAGGUAUCAGCUGAACCUGUUUGCUAAAAUGUGCCUGGACCGUCAGUAUCUGGCCAUCAAUCAGAUCUCCUCUCAGCUUCCUGUGGAUCUUAUCUUGCGAUGCAUGUUUGAUGAUUGCCUCCCCUAUAAUCUGAGAGCCUCGUUCUGUCGCCUCAUGCUGCAUAUGCACGUGGACCGUGACCCGCAAGAAGCUGUGGUUCCUGUGCGCUAUGCACGCCUCUGGACCGAGAUCCCCUCCAAGAUCAGCGUCCAUGAAUUUGAAUACGAGUCCGCAGAUUCCUCGAGAGAAGAAAUGAAGAGGAAAUUUGCUCCGACAAUGGAGUUUGUUGAAGAAUACCUCAAAGAUGUGGUCAGCCAGCCUUUUCCAUUUGGGGAAAAAGACAAGAAUGAACUCACUCUUGAGGUGGUGAAUCUGGCUCGUAACCUGGUCUACUUUGGAUUCUAUAGCUUCAGUGAGCUGCUGCGACUCACACGCACUUUACUGGCCAUCCUGGACAUUGUUCAGCACCCGCUGACUUUCAUGAACAAGCUCAACAAAAGUCCAGAAGCUGGAAACAACGUCCUGCGCACAAUCCACGGUGUUGGAGAAAUGAUGACCCAGAUGGUGAUGAGUCGAGGUGUGCCUCAAUGCCUGCCUGACACGCCUCCUUCCCUGCGUUACGGCAAAGGUCACAUGUUGCCGGAUAACGAGGACGUCAUGGUUAUGGACACCAAGCUGAAGAUCAUAGAGAUCCUGCAAUUCAUCUUGAGUGUCAGGCUGGACUACAGGAUCACGUAUUUAUUGUCCAUCUACAAGAAGGAGUUUGGAGAGAAAAGCUUAUCUGAGGCCGCUGCCUCACAAGCUGACAUGCACCUCAUCGUUGCACCGUCUGAGCCAGACAUUGAUGAGAUUGCAACUAAAGCUGAGAGUAUGUUUGCUGGGAGCUCUGAAUUAAGCGCAGUGGAGCUCGAUGAUGAGGGUGGUCGAACAUUUCUCAGGGUUCUGAUCCAUCUCAUGAUGCAAGACUAUCCACCGUUGGUGUCAGGCUCGCUGCAGCUCAUCUUCAAACACUUCAGUCAGAGAGCUGAGGUUCUGCAGGCCUUCAAGCAGGUCCAGUUGUUGGUGUCGGAACAGGAUGUCGAGAACUACAAGCAGAUAAAGGCCGACCUCGAUCAACUGCGUCUAACUGUUGAGAAAUCAGAGCUGUGGGUGGAGAAGAACGGAGUCUACAACAACGAAGAUCUUGGUGUUAGGGAGGGCAAAGAACAAAACAUAGAGGAGACCGGAUUGAGCACAGUACACGACGGAGACCAUAAACCUCAGAUUGACAGCAACAAAGAAAACAACUACAGCAUCGUCAAAGAGAUCCUGUUACGGCUGAGUAAGUUGUGUUACCACGGUAAAAAGAUUCGCACUCAGCAGCAGAGGCUUCUAAAGAACAUGGGGGCUCAUACUGUGGUGCUGGACCUGCUGCAGAUCCCCUUUGAAAAAAGUGAUGAGAAGAUGAAUGAGAUCAUGACCCUGGCACACACGUUUCUGCAGAACUUCUGCAGAGGGAAUCAUCAGAACCAAUUUCUGCUCCAUAAACAUCUCAAUCUUUUCCUCACUCCAGGGUUGCUGGAAGCCGAAACGAUGCGUCAUAUCUUUAUGAAUUACUACCAGCUGUGCAAUGAGAUCAGCGACCGUGUUGUUCAUCACUUCGUCCACUGCAUUGAAACGCAUGGUCGUCACGUUCUGUACUUGAAGUUCCUGCAAACAAUCGUGAAAGCCGAAGGGAAGUAUGUGAAGAAAUGUCAGGACAAAGUCAUGACGGAGCUGGUAAACGGAGGAGAAGAUGUCCUGGUCUUCUACAAUGACCGCUCCUCCUUUCCAGUCCUGCUUCAGAUGAUGGGCUCCGAGCGUGAGCGCACGGAUGAAGACGGAGCUCUGGCUUAUCACAACACGCUUGUCGAGCUUCUCGCUGCCUGCACCGAGGGCAAAAACGUCUACACUGAACUGAAAUGUAACUCUCUGCUUCCGCUGGAUGAUAUUGUCAAAGUUGUCACCGAUGUCAAUUGCAUCCCAGAGGUGAAAACCGCAUACGUGAACUUUGUCAAUCACUGCUAUGUGGACACAGAGGUGGAAAUGAAAGAGAUCUACACCUCUAAUCACAUCUGGAAACUCUUCGACAACAUCCUGGUUGAUAUGUCCAGAGUGUGUAACACCACCACAGACCGAAACCAUGCUGAUUUGGCCCUGGAGAAGUAUGUGACGGAGACGGUGAUGGCGAUCAUCACGGGAUUUUUUAGUUCGCCAUUUUCUGUCAACCACUCCAACCUUCAGACGAACCAAUCUAUCUUCAUAAAGCUGCUCCAGUCGGCGUUCAGGCUCUACAACUGCACAUGGGUCACUCAGAAAGCAAAUAUUGAGAACUGCAUCAAAACUCUUGCUGAUGUCGCGAAAGCACGGGCAAUUGCUAUCCCAGUUGACCUGGAUAGUCAGGUCAACACUCUGUCUCUAAAGGCUCAUAGCAACAUGGUUCAACGGGCAGCAAAGGAUUGGAGGAUCUCCGCCCGCACCCGGCCCCGCAAGGAGAACCUGGGUGGCCCUGACUACAAGACCAUAAUUGAGAAGUUGCAGGGCGUUGUGUCCCAUCUUGAGGAACAAUUCAGUCCGAAGGUUCAGGCAGAGUUUUCGGUGUUGGUCGAUGUCCUCCACAGCCCUGAGCUGCUGUUUCCAGAGGCUGCUCGCCUACGGUGCGAGAGUGGAGCUUUCAUGUCAAAGCUCAUCAAACACACCAAGAAGCUUAUGGACAAAGAGGAAAAGCUUUGCAUCAAGAUUCUGCAGACACUUCGAGAGAUGCUGGACAAGAAGGAAUGGUUUCAGGAGUCGGGAAAGGAGUUAAGAGAGAUUCUCCUCACAUGCUACUUUGGAAAUCAGAAGCUCCUUUCCAAGUCAGAACUUGGGAGUGGAAACAGCUCACCUGGCUGUUUUGCCAAGCCAACAUUCGGAGCGGACUUUGACAAGCCAUUCAGUAGUAUAAUGGAGAUCCAGUGUCAGUUGGACAUAGUUGGAGCAUCUGAACUGGUGAUUGACCUCAUCGUCAACACUAAGAAUGACCAAGUAUUUGAGGAGAGUGUCUUGUUGGGGAUUGCCCUUCUCCAAGGUGGAACUACACAAAUACAGAACUCAUUCUACAACCAACUAUACAAGCAGAAGAAGUCUGAGAGGUUCUUCAAGGUCUUCUACGAUCGCAUGCGUUUGGCACAGCAGGAGAUCCGUUCUACUGUAUCGGUCAACAUGUUUGAGCUCAGCUGCAGAAAAAGGGAUGACGAGACCGACUUUGGUAAUUUCCGAUUCAGAAAAGGGAAAGAAUCAGGACUUCAUAUGAGGGACGACAUGCGAGGGCAACUAAAAGAGGCCUCAUCUGUGACCUCGAAGGCUUUCUGUGCUUUCCGAAAAGAGAUGGAUCCUGAUCUUGAAGGCCUGUGCCAGAAUAGCGAGGUACCCGGGACUGAAGAGGCCUUGGAGGAAACCCGCAUGAGCCAGGCCAUUGCUAUCAUGAAACCCAUCUUACGGUUCCUUCAGCUUCUGUGUGAGAACCACAACUGUGAUUUGCAGAACUUUUUGCGCAACCAGAACAACAAGACCAACUACAAUCUAGUUUGUGAGACUCUUCAGUUCCUGGACUGUAUUUGUGGGAGCACCACCGGAGGUCUUGGACUACUUGGCCUUUAUAUAAAUGAGAGCAAUGUUGACCUGGUUCUCCAAACCUUGGAAACCAUCACAGAGUACUGCCAGGGUCCCUGCCAUGAAAACCAGACAUGUAUAGCCAAACAUGAGUCAAAUGGCAUUGACAUCAUUAUUGCGCUGAUAGUGAAUCCCAUCAACCCUCUGGGGAAGAACCACUUGGACCUGGUGCUGGACCUCAAGAACAAUGCUUCCAAGCUUUUAUUGGCUAUAAUGGAGAGCCGCCAUGACAGCGAGAAUGCUGAGAAAAUUCUCUUCAAGAUGAGACCCACGGAGCUUGUGGACGUCAUGAAGGAGGCCUAUGCUCAGGCUCUGGAAAGCGAAGAGGACGGGGACGGUGCUCUAGACCACAUCAAACCACUGGAUGUUGGACAUAACAUUUACAUCCUGGCCCACCAGCUGGCUCGACACAAUAAGAUCCUUCAACAGAGUCUGAGGCCGGGAUCAGGAUUAGGACCUGGAUCAGGGUUGGACCCAGACAAUGACAAAGACGAUGCACUUCACUACUACGCCAACCAUACAGCUCAGAUUGAAAUUGUGCGUCACGACCGCACUAUGGAGCAAAUUGUAUUCCCGGUCCCAAACAUCUGCGAGUACCUCACCCAGGAGUCCAAAGUACGUGUGUUCACCACCACUGAGAGAGAUGACCAGGGCAGCAAGGUCAAUGACUUCUUCCAGCAGUUUGAUAACCUCUACAAUGAGAUGAGUUGGCAGAAGAAGAUCCGAAAAAAUAAGGCUCUGUUCUGGUUCUCCCGCCACAUCUCUCAUUGGGGGAGUAUCUCCUUCUACCUGGCCUGCCUGCUCAAUGUCUGUGUGGCCGUAUUCUACCCAUUUGGUGAUGAUGGAGAUGAAGGCACCUUAUCACCAUUAUGCUCUAUAUUGCUGUGGGUAGCAUUUUGGGUUUCCAUCACUUUACUACCAGUACUACCCAAACCAUGGGGCAUCCUCUUCUUACUGGUCUCCCUGAUUCUGCGUGCCAUUUACACCCUGGGCCUCGGUCCCGCUUUGUUGCUGCUGGGGACCUUCAACUUGUUCAACAAGUUAAUUUUUUUGGUGAGUUUUGUCGGAAACCAGGGGACGUUCACUCGUGGCUACAAAGCAGUUGUGAUGGACAUGCUGUUCAUCUACCAUCUCGGCUAUGCAAUCAUCUGCGUUCUGGGCCUCUUUGUGCAUGAGUUCUUCUACAGCUUCCUCCUCUUCGACUUGGUAAUCAGAGAGGAAACGCUGCUUAAUGUGAUUAAGAGCGUGACGAGGAACGGACGAUCUAUUAUUCUGACUGCUGUUCUGGCCAUCUUUCUGGUCUACUUCUUCUCCAUCAUUGGGUUCCUCUUUCUCAAAGAUGACUUCCGCAUGGAGGUGGACCGCCUCCCUGCACCAGGUUUAUUUGAUAAGACAAAGGUGGGAGAAUCAUGUAUGGCAGACAGCUGCUCUGUUUCCUCACACAAAACCGUUGCGGAUGACAACGAGGGAAUCGAAAGGGUGUGCGACACUCUGCUCAUGUGUAUUAUCACAGUGUUAAACCAAGGAUUACGAAAUGGCGGCGGUGUCGGAGAUAUUCUCCGAAGACCCUCCAAAGAGGAGCCGCUGUUUGCAGCCCGUGUCGUUUACGACCUGCUCUUCUUCUUUGUCGUCAUCAUCAUUGUCCUCAACCUCAUUUUUGGAGUCAUCAUCGACACCUUUGCAGAUUUAAGAAGCGAGAAACAAAGAAAGGAGGAAAUACUUAAAACGACGUGUUUUAUUUGUGGUUUAGAAAGAGAUAAAUUUGACAACAAAACAGUGUCCUUUGAAGAGCACAUCAAGUCUGAGCACAAUAUGUGGCAUUAUCUUUACUUCCUGGUUCUGGUGCGAGUGAAAGAUCCCACUGAAUACACCGGCCCAGAAAGCUAUGUCGCACAGAUGAUCGAGGAGAAAAACUUGGAGUGGUUCCCCCGAAUGCAAGCCAUGUCUCUGGUGAGCAACGAGGGGGAUAACGAGCAGAAUGAGAUGCGAUCCCUGCAGGAGAAACUGGAGAGCACUGUCACGCUGGUAGCUCAGCUCUCCGCCCAGCUUUCUGAGCUCAAGGAGCAGAUGACAGAGCAGAGGAAGAACAAGCAGAGGCUUGGAUUCUUGGGUCCUCAACAGACAAACCAUCACAUCCCGACCCACUGAGGUUCCCAGAACCCAAUCAGGAUUAAACCAUUUCCUGCCUAAAGGGCAAUACCAAGCAAAGACACAGGAUUUGUCACAAAGUGCUUUUUGUAUGAUGGACAUCACCCGCCUUACGGGCCAAAAAACUGCCUCGUGGGCUAACCCCUCGCCAUUUUCAGCAAGCGAAACCGCUUGUUUGCAGAGUGACUCUACUCGGAAUGAUUGAGUAGGCUUGACACAUAUCUGCCAAUAUGGUGUUAGCAAAGCGUUCGUGUGCCCAAGCGAGGGAGAAGGGAAUUGUUGGAGUAAAGAUUUGUUAUUUUGCUGUCUCAGACCUUCAAUUUUCUUAACCCCGGUUGGUCAGAAAAUAGACCCAAGGUAACAAGAUCCGUGUUUGGCUAAGAACUGGGUCAUUUAAUCUGAGUAACUUCUCGUAGGCUUUCUAUAGGAUUUUACAUUUUUUGUUAAAUGUUUAUAACAGGUGUAUUAUUUUUUUACUUUUUGAAAAUGCUGCCUUAUUCAUUUUUUAAAAACUGGAUUAGCAAUUGUUUAAUAUGCACUUUUUUCCAUUCAAAAGGGAGAAAUAUGUAACUGGAGACUACUUUGGGGAGUAUUGCUUUCAACUAAGAUGCAUUCACUGCACCGCGUCAUUUUCUGCGCUUGUUCAGAUUUCCACAGUGUACUGAUUUAAAAUGUGAAUAAAAUGGAUUUGUACUUCUUGUAGAAUUUACUUGAAGGUAAUUUUAUGUCUAAAUCUUACAUCGGCAUCUCUUAAGUUAAUACCAAUGUUUGUGUCGUCUUCUACUCUUUCUUAAAAUGUGGAAUAAAUGUUAACAAUGA